AAUUUAUUUUUAUACCCAUUCACCAAAAUCCACAAACCUAUUUUAAUUGAGGUUGUGGUUGACUUUUUGUGCCACUAGGCACUACACAAUAUCCCACUAUUAGCAGACAAAGUUAGACCAUGACACAUGCACUCACUGAACCGUUCUCCAGUAUAUUCAACUAGUUAAACAUCUGUGGAACUGUGAAAGAAGAGCAAUUAAUGUGCAAACUGAACUUUUCAAAUAUGUUUAUUUCAAGGAACCAUAGGGUACAUCAUUCUCAGUAGUAUAAAGUAACUUCCUUUCCAGAUGCACCCACAUUAGGAAUCUUUCUCAACACGAUUGAGUAGCUUAUAAAUAAUAAAUACAGUUAUUUGUCCAAUGACUCAAACCCACUCAGGUAAAACUUCACCCAGCACACAGUGAACAGAGCGGAGAAAAGAAAAGGUUCUUUCUCAAUUGUCUUCGAUUCCAGGGCCCUAUCCAGAAACACCCCCUACCCUCUGGACACUUCUGGAGAUUUGAGAGGGUUGAAUAGGUGUCUGAGUGAUGUCGGACCAAGAUUUGGCAGAGAUGGUACAGAUAGCAGUGGAGGACUUGGGCCAAGGCGACCAGACUGAUGUUUUGGACAAUCAUGAAGAUUGUGAUGAGAAGCCUGACAGGAAAAGGCCAAGGGUGGACAACAGCUCCCAAGACGCAUCUCUAAAGACCUUGUUGUACUCCAUUAGCCAGACGAUCUGCCAGCGUCUGGACAACAUGGAGGCUAAGCUGCAGAUGGUGGAGGCGACGUGCCGGGCCCUGGAGAGGAAGCUGGAUGCUGUGGUCAACAAGAACCAGGCGCCCAUCCAGGUCCCCAUGGUGGCCGGCUCCCCUCUGGGUGCCACCCAGACCUGGAAUAAAGUGCGUUGUGUUGUUCCACAGACCAAUGUGAUAGUGAGCCAAGAUCGACCGAAGGGCCAGGAGGAGCCAGUAACUCGAGGGGCAGAUUCCCUGGAGAACCUCCUCAGCAACACGGUGGGCGGGCGGAGGCAGAACACGUUCCUCGUGAAGGUGCCGGCGCCGGAGGACAGCCAGGAGGACCAGGAGAGCGGUUCAGAGGCCAGUGACUCUGUGUCCAACAGCGGCCAGACCAACAACGCCCAGAGCACCCAGAACGUCACCCUCAUCACCCUCAACUCAGAGGAUGACUACCCAGCAGGUACGUGGCUUGGCGACGAGAACAAUGCAGAGAUGCGCGUGCGCUGCCCGGUGUCGCCGGGCGACAUGCUCCACAUCAGCACCAACUGCCGCACGGCAGAGAAGAUGGCACUGACACUGCUGGACUACCUAUUCCACCGUGAGGUGCAGGCUAUCUCCAACCUGUCGGGCCAGGGCAAGCAUGGCAAAAAGCAGCUGGACCCACUCAUGAUCUAUGGCGUACGCUGUCACCUGUUCUAUAAGUUUGGCAUCACUGAGUCAGAUUGGUACCGUAUCAAGCAGAGCAUCGACUCCAAGUGUCGCACUGCAUGGAGACGUAAGCAGCGCGGCCAGAGUCUGGCAGUCAAGAGCUUCUCCAGACGUAGUGCCAACGCACCGGGAAGCUCAGAGGGUGGCGCUGUGGUGGAGGCAGCCCAGCAGACUCUACACUACACCCUGGCCAACCAGGCUGUCCAGCAGGUCCAGAUCCAUCGCAUAGGAGAGGACGGACAGGUGCAAGUGAUCCCUCAGGGACAUCUCCACAUUGCCCAGGUGCCACAGGGGGAAGAGGUGCAGAUCACACAAGACAGUGAGGGGAACCUUCAGAUCCACCAGGUGCAUGUUGGGCAGGAUGGACAGGUGCUGCGUGGGGCCCAGCUGAUAGCGGUGGCGUCAGCUGACGGGGGGGCCACAGCAGUGGAGGGCUCCCCCCUACAGGCCAGUGACAUACAGGUGCAGUAUGUCCAACUGGCCCAAGUCAACGACCACACCACUACUGUACAGGCGGCGGAGCUGACCCCAGCAAUGCAGGGUGAGAUGGAGGUGAAGGAGGGAUCCCUCCAUCUGCCAGCGGGGGAGAACGGGGAGGUGGUGCAGAUCGUCACCUCUGUGGGGACAUAAGGGCCCCCGAGGGCCUCGAGAGAGAGAUGGCCAGCACCCUACGACAGAGUUACAGAGGUGUAGGUGGAAGGGAUGGAGAAGUGGGGGUGGUCCAUAGACAAUAUACAAUUAAAUACAAUUUUGUAAAUUGUAAAUUAAAUACAAUUAAAUAAAUAAGAGAAAGUUAGAAAAUGUCAAAAGAACAACAGCAAAGAUCAAGAGAAGUGGUUUUGUUAUUUUAUAUUGACUUGGUCCAGCAACCACUCGUUCAUUGUCAACCAACAGUAUGAAAAUGUUCGUAGAGCACACAGGCUUUCAUAGCUUCUAUCAAGAACUAGUUAACUCACCUUGUUGUCAUCAGAAGAGGACCCGGAGACCUGGCCUGGGCACAGUGCAGGGGAUCAAACCCUACCCAUAAAGGAUGCUGCUCAGGCAGACCAUCACUACCUACACCUCAGCAUCAGCAUAAAAUGUUUACAUCAACUCUGGGAAAGCAUGGAGCUAUUAGAAGUUAAGCCACUCGGAUCAAUAUCCUUCUCUUGAGGGGUUACAGUAGGCUAGGCUAACCCCCUGGACUCGUACUUCACACAACCAAUACUGUGCUGUUCUCCUCUCUAGCAUCCUGCAAUCGUGUCAUGCUGCACUGCUGUGGAAAGUAAUACAAGCCUAACGGUACUUACUAAUGGUUGCGUUUUCUUUGGCUUUUUUUCUUUCUCUCUGUUUGUGCAUCAUUUCUGGAAUGGACCCUUACUUUCUUCGCCAUUUUUCCUAGCUUUUUUUCAUAUUGGUUAACCCACAUAGCUUUUGUUUGUUUGUUCCAUGUACAUAAUUGUACCACGUCUAAAUGUUUGCGGAGCUUUGGUUGGAGGUAGACAACCACGAAAUAGCAAAGAUGAUGUUCAUGACAAUGAGUUACAUGUAGAGUAGCCAGAAUUUCACUUUUUUUGUUUUUCCUGCUGUAUUUCUGUGAAGGAUACAUUCGUGUGAAUAAAAUGUUUUGUGGUUGCCACAAAUGUGUGUUUUA
Oncorhynchus tshawytscha (Chinook salmon) is the source of this 3058-nucleotide messenger RNA. It is a transcript of the gene banp, whose product is annotated as BTG3 associated nuclear protein. Gene Ontology annotation, molecular function: DNA binding. Lineage: Eukaryota; Metazoa; Chordata; Actinopteri; Salmoniformes; Salmonidae. The transcript is spliced from 13 exons. The record is from RefSeq and is a predicted model, not a curated record. Bases 529 to 2055 code for a protein of 508 amino acids. Gene Ontology annotation, biological process: protein localization to nucleus; negative regulation of protein catabolic process.